This is a messenger RNA of Protopterus annectens (West African lungfish), 4565 nucleotides long. It is a transcript of the gene KCNK2, whose product is annotated as potassium two pore domain channel subfamily K member 2. Gene Ontology annotation, biological process: potassium ion transmembrane transport; stabilization of membrane potential. Lineage: Eukaryota; Metazoa; Chordata; Ceratodontiformes; Protopteridae. The transcript is spliced from 7 exons. The record is from RefSeq and is a predicted model, not a curated record. Gene Ontology annotation, molecular function: potassium ion leak channel activity; outward rectifier potassium channel activity. Gene Ontology annotation, cellular component: membrane. The coding region runs from base 238 to 1467 and encodes 409 amino acids.
GUGGCCAGGAUCUCCGUCAGUGCUGGGUAGAAAUACUUGAUGGACAGAGAAAAAAGGUUUGGAAGGGAGACCUCCGCAGGCACCACAAGGAGCAGCAGCCUUAGUACUGUCAGCUUCACAGGAGCGCUGGCUUAGCUGCUGGUCCGGUCUUGGACUACUCCCGAUUCUUCAUACAAGUACCCUCCGGGAAACAGCUGCUGAUGAAGGGGGAGAGCCUCAGAGCACCUGUAAAUAAAUAUGGCAGCACCAGAUUUACUGGACCCAAAGGCCGCCACCCAGAAUGCAAAACCAAGACUGUCUUUUUCAACCAAACCUACUGUGUUAUCGUCAGCAGAAGAUAAUGAGAGCACUUUGAACGUUAUGAAAUGGAAAACUGUCUCAACAAUUUUUGUGGUAGUUGUCCUGUAUUUAAUAAUUGGUGCCACUGUGUUCAAAGCACUGGAACAGCCCCACGAAACAGCACAGAGGGAAAUGGUCCUGGAUAAAAAGCUAAUAUUUCUUCUACAGCAUUCAUGUAUAAAUGUCACAGAGUUGGAAGAACUAAUUCAGCAAGUGGUGUCUGCUGGUGUAAAUCCAAGAAUUGGUGCCAAUCGCACUAAUCAGACAAGUCACUGGGAUCUGAGUAGCUCUUUCUUCUUCGCUGGGACUGUUAUAACAACUAUCGGCUUUGGAAACAUCUCACCACGCACAGAAGGAGGGAAGAUUGUUUGCAUUAUCUAUGCCUUAUUAGGAAUUCCUUUGUUUGGAUUUUUGCUGGCUGGAGUUGGUGAUCAACUUGGAACAAUAUUUGGCAAAGGGAUUGCUAAAGUAGAGCACAUAUUUUUUAAAUGGAAUAUAAGUCAGACGAAAAUUCGAGUCAUAUCUACAGUCAUAUUUAUUCUGUUUGGCUGUGCGCUGUUUGUUGCUUUACCUGCAGUUAUAUUCAAGCAUAUAGAAGGAUGGAGUGCUCUGGAGUCCAUCUAUUUUGUGGUUGUGACUUUAACUACAAUUGGAUUUGGUGACUUUGUUGCAGGUCAUUCUGAAACAGAAUUCUCUGGCAUCUAUAAACCUGUGGUUUGGUUCUGGAUACUGGUAGGUCUGGCAUAUUUUGCUGCUGUCCUCAGUAUGAUUGGAGAUUGGCUACGGGUUCUAUCUAAAAAAACAAAGGAAGAGGUAGGAGAGUUUCGAGUCCAUGCUGCAGAAUGGACUGCUAAUGUGACAGCAGAGUUCAAAGAAACUCGAAGGAGACUGAGUGUAGAAAUCUAUGACAAAUUUCAAAGAGCUGCUUCUAUUAAAAGAAAACUCUCUGCAGAGCUAGGUCUAAAUCCGAACCCAGAACUAACACCUGCCAAAAGAACUCUCUCAGUCAAUUUUGCGGAUGAGAAAGACACACUACCAACACUAACAAAGAAUGGUAGCAUUUAUCUCAAUGGUCUGAGCCCCCACUGCACAAAUGAAGAGAUUACCAUUCUAGAAACUAUGAAAUAGGCUCAGCUGUGUCUCAAUAACUUUAUCAACCCACAGGGUCAUCUGGAACAAUGAGAACAUGUUAUGCCCUAAGGAUGCCUAACAUUUCAUGGCUUCAGAUAGCAGACAAAAAUAAGUUUAUCAAGAAGCAAGGCUAUAUAACCUGUGAGAAAAUGAUCCAGGUGAAAAGACAAGUUAAUGCAUUUUGGGUGGCUCAGAUCACAGUUCAGUGCCAGAGGACUUGGUAAUUGUAAUAUGUAUGUGGAUAACGGCUCUACUAAUGUGCACUACUAAAAAUAUUCUGGGUAUAUUUGUACUUCACUUUUCACGUUGAACAUUGUAGGGCCUAGGGAAACAUAUGUAUUGGAGAGAUUAUAAGAACAGGAGUAACUCUGAUACUGUUUUCCCUAAAGGAUUUGAUCAGUGCCUUAUUAAAGAAGCAGCAAUUCCCUCAUAUCAGUUGCAUGUUUGCAUGAGAAAUAUGCAUUUAUGGAUGCUUCACUCUUCCUGUGGAAUGAUGAAGGCAUAUGAUAACUUUGAUGCUAAUGGAAAUUUUUUUAGCUUGAGUUAAGAUAUUUCAGAUUAAAGAAUUUUGGAGAAACAUUCAAAGAACAUACUCAGAUAUAUACACUACAUUUGCAGUGUAUCUUUUACAUAGGUUUAAGUCAGUUUAUGACUGCAAGUAUCAUGCCACCAUAGUGUCAUUGAUUUAUUUCUGAGAAGUUGCUAUAGAUCAUACAUCUUUCCCAAUUACAGAAUUUCUUUUUUAUUUAAUAAAUUUAAUAUGCGUAAGGAUAAAAGGUGUUAUAAAAAUGAUUUUCUUUCCAGAAAAAUCUCUCCUUUGCCAUGUGUGUAUAAAGAAAGACACCUUUACAAAUAUAUGUAAGGUAUAAAAACCCUCAUCUUUUGUUCAACCAAGACAGUUUUAGCCCUAAAAUAUCUUGUGAUAGUUAUAAAUACAUGAUAUUAGUAAGCAUUAUGAGUCAUCCUUGACUGUAGAGGCUAAAGCAAAAUUAAGUAAAGGAUAAUCGGUAAACUAAUCAUAUUGCCUUCUUUGAAAAUAUCUUUAAAAUUAUGAAGCAAAAUGUCAAGAAUGUCUUUGGGUUAUACUAUUAUUUUAAAAACUGGCUUGAUAUAAGUACACUCAGCAUGAAAGUAAAUAUUUGAACACAACUAAGUAAAUAGCUCAGGGUGUUGAGUAUUUAAUCGCAAUACUAAUUUGUACACUAUAAUCAAAAUUCUGUCUGUUGUAAUGGUAUUGUUGUCUCUUCUUAGUUGCUGCAAAAGGAAAAUAAAAGGCCAGAAUGCAAUGGUCUGAUUAGUCAUUGCAUAUGUUGGCAGCAUUGUUGCUCACUGCUAAGUUCUGCUGUAAAAUUAUAUCCUGUGAUGAGACAAAACGCCAAUUAAUUAAAAGCAUAAUUAUGGAUGCUGUUCAGUAAAUGGAGAAAAUGCUUAACUGAGCAAGGCAGGCCGGGCUAAAUUAGUAAGGAUUGGGAAUAUGAUUGACUCUAGAUGAAGACAAAACACAAAAAUGUACUAUCAUAAAAAUGUUAUUUGCAGACUGAAAUUAUAAAUUAUAAAAUGAUAUUCACUGCCUUGAUGUAGUCAGAUAUUGUUCACAUUCAGUUGAAUUCACAUUCUUGCAAUAUAGAAAAAUGUAAAAAAUAGCAAGUAGUACCUUCUUGUUUGGUUAUUUGUUGUGUUUUGAUUUUUAAUUAAAGAUAUUUCAGCUUUUUUACUUUCUUUAUUCAUCAGGAAAACUGUACAAAAUGUCACUUGAAACUCCUUACUGUUUUAGUGGUCAUUCAAAUUUAAUGAGAGAAGCAACACAAAUGAAGACAAAGCUACAGAUGGGAAAAGUAAAAUGUAUCUCUUUUGCUCACUGAAUUUUUACAAACAAUGAAAUUGUUACUUCUACAUUUUGUCAGACUCUAGCAGCAUUUCAAGACUCUGUCUGUAGCAGCAAUAAGUCAUACUUGAACCAUCAUAAAAUGCAAUUAUUAAAAUCUACCCUUUGAUAACACUGUGCAAAGAAAACCAAGAUGGUUCACAUAUAUGAAGUCACCUAUAAAGUCUUUUCUGAUAUGUCUGGAUUGAAACAAUCUUUUUUUUUUUUAUUAUUGUUAUAAAUGGCCUAUAUUUGUUUGGGGAAAUGGAGACACACCCUUUUUUUUUUUUUAAUCUGAGCUACAUUUUUGAGGUUAACAUAUAAGUGCUAAUCAUUUUUGUUGGGAAUCAUAAUUUGUAAAUAAUACAUACAUUUGAUUAUUAAAUUUUAUGUGCGAAAGACACUUGUUAUGUAUAAGGUAGAAUUUCUUUGUUUACAAAGUCAUUUCAGCAAGAAUGCUUACUGAUCCAUAAUCUAAAAUUUGCUUGACCUAAAUUUCGAAAGAAAAUACAUGUGGGUGCAUUGCUUCCAAGUGGCGUCACUGUGAGCAACAUUUCUGGCCUUUUUCUAGUAUUAUGCGCAUCACAAGCUCAACGGUAUACAUGUUCUAAUAAUAUGAUAUAUGUGAUUAUAGCAAAAAUUAACAGUCUUUAUUAAAGAGAUACAAGGAAACAAACAUAGAUUUUGAACAGAAUUCUUUGCCAGUUUUUUCACACUUUAAAUUAAUUUUAUAUUUCCUUCAGAAUUUAGAUUACACAGAAGCAAAUGGUCAGACCAAAAUUAUUCAGUUUGGACACAUGGUUUUAGGCCUGUGUUUCAGUUUAUCACAUUCAAAAGCAUAUGUGUUUUGAGUAGGAGAGCAUGGAUAUUCGGUGCAACAGUGUUCUGCACUUUGGCAUCUUUGGGUGUUUGUGUAUGGGAAGCAGUGACAAAUCCAUUUGUUAUAUGCAGGCUGCCAGUGCUCACUUUUUUGCUAAUACCAGAUGACACUGUGUUUGUUAGUAAUAAAAAAAUGUCAAUUAUCACUUGUUUGCAUAUAGAUUUUUUUAUUUUAUUUUGCCUGUUUGUACUGAUACAUGUUUCUGGUGUCAAACAAUUUUGCUACCUUUCUGACAACUUCAACCAUUGCCUUAAUCCAUCUGUUGAACAGUAAUCCUGCAAUCCAUCAGAAACUGAAAAAAAGAAUAUGUACAUCUUGCCCAUUUCAAUAAAAUUUUGUUUUAAUAAUCCA